Molecule: messenger RNA, 957 nt
Organism: Colletotrichum phormii
Lineage: Eukaryota; Fungi; Ascomycota; Sordariomycetes; Glomerellales; Glomerellaceae
Product: heterokaryon incompatibility protein-domain-containing protein
Exons: 1
Source: RefSeq, a predicted model, not a curated record
AUGCAUCUCAUCAACGUUCGGACACGGUUGUUGGAAGAGUUCCAUGCAAAUAUACCAAAAUACGCCAUCUUAUCGCAUACCUGGGGAACUGAUGAAGAAGAGAUAUCUUUCCGCGACAUCAAAUCAGGCUUCAUAUCUAAGCCGGGACUCGGAACAGUCAAGUUCGAUGGCUGCUUGCGGCAAGCCAAAGCCGACGGGCUCAGCUAUGUAUGGAUCGAUACUUGCUGUAUUGACAAAACCAACGCCAAUGAGUUGGGCGAGGCGAUCAAUUCCAUGUUCCGAUGGUAUCAAGCAGCCAAAACUUGUUAUGCUUUCCUCCAAGAUGUGCCCUCGAAGGACGAGUCCGCGUGGAAGACAAGAUUCCGCAAAAGCCGCUGGUUCACGAGGGGGUGGACCCUGCAAGAGCUUCUAGCUCCCAGCGAGCUAAUGUUUUACAGCAGCGACUGGCGAGCCUUGGGGACAAAACUGCAAUUAUCAAGCGUCGUGGGAGGGAUAACAGGCAUACCGGCCCAGUUCUUAUUAGGUGCCUCCAACCUACGCGAAGCAAGUGUAGCGCAACGCAUGUCUUGGGCUUCUCGUCGGCAGACCAAGCGGGUGGAAGACAUCGCCUAUUCCCUUCUGGGGAUUUUCAAUGUCAUGAUACCAAUGAUCUAUGGUGAGGGCACCCAAGCCUUCAUACGGCUCCAGCAGGAGAUUAUCAAUGCCACCACGGACGACUCAAUCUUGGCUUGGGACCUGAGCUCCAAAGUCGUAACCUUCGACCCUCAGAGCCGCCCGAGGAAUUUAACUGGGGGCAUCCUGGCGAUAAGCCCUGCGGCUUUUGCAGAGUGUGGAAAAAUUACGUCUGGGGAACAUCGUACUCCGACGAUAGAGCAGGGUAUUUCACGGGGCUACCUCAAACUGCAACUACCUCUGUACUCUGGUCCUUUGGGAGAGACUUACGGCCUUCUCAAUUGU